Cebus imitator (Panamanian white-faced capuchin) is the source of this 923-nucleotide messenger RNA. RefSeq names its product 60S ribosomal protein L7a-like. Gene Ontology annotation, biological process: ribosome biogenesis. NCBI's taxonomy places the organism in Eukaryota, Metazoa, Chordata, Mammalia, Primates, Cebidae. The transcript has a single exon. The coding region runs from base 129 to 923 and encodes 264 amino acids. Gene Ontology annotation, cellular component: ribonucleoprotein complex. The record is from RefSeq and is a predicted model, not a curated record.
ACCAAGAAGGAUGGGUCACUACACCACUGUUUAGGAGCUGCUACUUCUAGUGAGAAUGUAGCAUAUUUCUAACAGUGAAAAAAUAUAUUAAGAACUGCUGACCUUUCUCUCUCGUCCUACCGCCGAACAUGCCGAAAGCAAAGAAGGCCAAGGGGAAGAAGGUGGCUCCGGCCCCUGCUGUUGUCAAGAAGCAGGAGGCCAAGAAAGUGGUAAAUCCACUAUUUGAGAAAAGACCUAAAAAUUUUGGCGUUGGACAAGAUAUCCAGCCCAAAAGAGACCUCACCCGCUUUGUGAAAUGGCCCUGCUAUAUCAGGUUGCAGCGGCAGAGAGCCAUCCUCUAUAAGCGGCUGAAAGUGCUUCCUGCAAUUAACCAAUUCACCCAAGCCCUGGACCGCCAAACAGCUACCCAGCUGCUUAAGCUGGCCCACAAGUACAGACCAGAGACGAAGCAAGAGAAGCAGCAGAGGCUGUUGGCCCGGGCCGAGAAGAAAGCGGCUGGCAAAGGGGACGUCCCCAGUAAAAGACCACUUGUCCUCCGAGCAGGAGUCAACACUGUCACCAGCCUGGUGGAGAAGAAGAAAGCGCAGCUUGUGGUUAUUGCUCAUGAUGUGGAUCCCAUUGAGCUCGUUGUCUUCUUGCCUGCCCUGUGUCGUAAAAUGGGAGUCCCUUACUGCAUCAUCAGGGGUAAGGCAAGACUGGGACGUCUAGUACAUAGGAAGACCUGCACCACUGUCGCCUUCACACACGUUAAUCCAGAAGACAAAGGUGCUUUGGCUAAGCUGGUGGAAGUUGUCCACAACAAUUACAGCUAUAAGAAGAUCUGGUGUCACUGGGGAGGCAAUGUCCUGGGUCCCAAGUCUGUGGCUCGCAUCGCCAAGCUAGAAAAGGCAAAGGCUAAAGAACUUGCCACGAAACUGGGUUAA